Messenger RNA from Paramecium sonneborni, 681 nucleotides. Lineage: Eukaryota; Ciliophora; Oligohymenophorea; Peniculida; Parameciidae. The record is from the annotation of a GenBank genome assembly.
UAUAAAUAAAUCAUGUUUCCAUACAUAUUGACUCUCUGUCUUUGUCUCUAUGUUUAAUAUACCAAUGCUGUAUCUGAUAACGUAGAAGUUAUCACUUCAUGUUGGCUUAUCACAUUGUAAGACAAUCAAAAAUUUAAGGUAUUUUGAUUAAUGUAUACAUUUGUCUAGACAUUUGAUCAUGUGGUUGAAUCUGUAGCAAAGCGUUAUUCAUAAAAUGAUAAAGAUAAGAUUGUCCAUGAUAUUAGAGUUUAUAUGAUAAAAAAGUGUUUUUCUACCCUUCCUCUGGCUGAUAGCAAAUAAGUAAACAUAUAUGUUAAACACGCGUUUUUUAGAUUAUCAAAGAUUUUGAAUCAGGAUAAUCUUUGCAUGUAACAUAUAGAGAAGUUGUAAAGGGCUUUGAUUACACUCAUUAUAUUAAAGAUCUUAAAAAUAAAGACAUAAUUCCUAACCCAUAAUUGGACGACAUCAUCUCAACUAUAGUGAAAAGUCUUGAAACAGAAUUUAAUAAAGAUAUUCAAAGUGAAAUCCAAUCUGAAGUUCCUCCUCUUGGUGUUUUUGGAAUGAAUUUCAAUUACUUGAUAGUGUUUCCAAUUCUAGGAGCAAUCUUUUUGAUCUAUUUUGUGAUUAAUGCAAUUAAAGCUUUAAAACCAACCCCGAAAAAAAAGAAGUGAAUUGUAAUUA